Osmia bicornis bicornis is the source of this 765-nucleotide messenger RNA. RefSeq lists its product as uncharacterized. The record is from RefSeq and is a predicted model, not a curated record. NCBI's taxonomy places the organism in Eukaryota, Metazoa, Arthropoda, Insecta, Hymenoptera, Megachilidae. Gene Ontology annotation, molecular function: RNA-DNA hybrid ribonuclease activity; nucleic acid binding. Bases 1 to 765 code for a protein of 254 amino acids. The transcript has a single exon.
AUGUCCCUGGACCCGCACGUAUCCAUCCUUCAAGCGGAAGUGUUUGCCAUAUGGGCAUGUGCCAAGCUGUGCUUGGAACGGAACUAUAGGGACAAGCACAUCUACAUCUGUAGUGACAGUAAGGCUGCGCUUGGAUCCAUACGUGCUACGAUAGUGCGAUCCAUGCUGGUACAAGACUGCACGGACAUGUUGGAACGGCUGGCUAAUAACAACAACCGCGUCAACCUGAUCUGGGUACCUGGACAUGCAGGUAUCCCGGGAAACGAGAAGGCGAAUAUGCUGGCAAGGGAAGGAGCUAGAAGGCCCAGCCCAGACACAGCAUACCGCAUAGGUGUCGAUAGAGGGACGGCAAAGGAGAUGGUGAGGGAGUGGGCGUGUACCCAAACCCACCUGACCUGGAGCAGUACUCAAGGAAUGAGACACACUAAGGCCAUGUUCAAAGGGCCAUCGUCAAGGCUAGGCAAGACUGUGAGUCGCCUAGACAGAAACCAAUUGCGUUUGCUCGUGGGGCUCAUUACUGGGCACUGGUAUACGAGGAAACACUUGAUGCACCUAGGAAUCGGCAGCGAACCAAGGUGCCCCAGAUGUGGAGAGGAGGAUGAGACUCCUAUCCACCUGAUAUGGCGUUGCAGAGGACUGGAGGCCCUAAGGCGAUCAUGUUUUGGGGCUGCCAUCCUUGACGACGCACGUAUAGAGGACAUUGGAGUGGGAAGGCUUCUGGGCUUUGCCAAAGAGGCCGGCCUACACAAUACACCUCAAUCUUAG